AUGUCUUCUAUUCUACGGCUAUCCAUUUUAGCUAUCGUUUACCUACAGCUUGCGAAAGCUGCUCCCAAAUCCAGCAACAAGCAACAUAGCUGCCAAGAGUUUUCAAAAAACGUGACCUUCGAAGACAAUGAGGCUUUAGGUAUCUGGUACUUACUUCACGUGAGAAACGAAAAACUAAAUAGCUUCGGCGAGUCACAUUGCGUUGAAUUUACAAAUAUCGCUCAAGAGGAAAGAAAAAAAUCUAGAAGAACGCAUUGGAAAAUACAUAGAGAACCUCAAGUGGGAUAA
This is a messenger RNA of Parnassius apollo (apollo), 288 nucleotides long. Lineage: Eukaryota; Metazoa; Arthropoda; Insecta; Lepidoptera; Papilionidae. The record is from the annotation of a GenBank genome assembly.